AUGGAAAAAAAAAAAGGUUGCCAUUAGUGACAAAAUAAAUUUUAUUUAUACAAUUUAUUUUUUCUAUUAAUGGAAAAAUUUUAUAUUUUAUAUUCUCAAUUAUAUUGAUAUUUUAUUUAUUUUUUUUUUUAAAUUUUUAUAUAUAAAGGAAAAAAAAAAAAUCAAAAAACUAGAUAAUAUAUAUUUUUGAUAAUAAAAUUAUCAUAAUUAUGUCAGGAUUGAAACUCAAACAAGCUGGUUCAAGUGGUAAUAUUUCUGAUGUUGAUGAAAAAACCCGAAUUUUAAAAACAACAAGAUCAGCGACACAUGGUAGAUCACCAUCAGUGACUGGUGUUAAAAGUAAAAUUCCAAAAAAUGUUAAUCAAAAUCGUGGUGGUAUAUCGGCCAAAUCAGAUGAAAUGGCUCCAGAGAUAUUUCCAGAAAGACCAAAUUCACAGGGUAAUUUACCAGGAAGAAGAUCAAUUUCACGAAAUGGACGUCCAAUUACAGCAAAACAAAAAAGUUCAGCAUUAGGAAUGCAUAGACGAUCAUUAGAAAGUAAAAUUCUUGCACAAAAACAUUCAUUGAUGAUAUUAAAAAAAGACAUUGACGAAAAACAAAAAAAUGCAAUUGAAUUGGUUAAAAAAAUGAAUCAAUUAAGAGAUAAAUUAAUUGCUGCUGGUGGUGAUGAUCCUGGUAAAAUUGAUUCAAUAAAAAUAUUUACAGAUCAACCAAAUAUAAUUGAUAAUGAUAAAUCAAUGAUAACAAGUUUAAAAAAAGAUUCAACAAUAACAAAAGAAUUAAUUUUUAAAAUAAAAAAUAAUUUAGAUAAAGAAACAAAUGGAGUAUUAGAAUUUUAUCAAAUUGAAUUUAAUAAAAAUUGUGAAUUAUUAAAAAAUUUAUAUGAUUAUUUUAAAGAUAAUGAUUUUAUUAAACCAGAAAUAUUACAACAACUUAUUGAUCAUAAAAAUAAUGAAGAUAAUGUAAAUUUAAAUUUAAAUUUAUCAAAAAAAAAAUAUGAUGAUAUUAAAUUAAAUUUAGAUGAAAAAAUUGAUGUAAUAUGGAAUGAAAUUGAAUCAUCAUAUUCAGAAAUUGAAAAAAUUUCAUCAGUUGGUAGUGAUGUCAAUGAAAUGCGACAAAAAUUGAAUGAACAAUUUGAAAAUAUUAAAAAUAUAAAUGAUGAAAAAAUAUUAUUAAAUGAUAAAUUAAAUUCACAAGAAAUAAAAAUUAAAGAAUUAGAAAAUUUGAAUUUGAAUUAUUUAAAGGAAAUAAGUAAAGUUGAGAUUAAAUUAAAAGAAGAAAAUUUAUUGAAUGAAAAAAAAAUUAAAUCAUAUGAAGAAUUACUCAAACAUAAUGAAGAAAUUAUUCAAGAUUUAACAAAAAAAUUGGAAGAGGCAAAAUUAAAUAAAGAAAAUGUAAUUGUUAAAGAAUCAAUUGAUAAAAUAAAUAAUGAUGAUAAAAUUGAAAUUGAAUCAUUAAAAGAAAAAUUAAAAAUGCUUGAAGAAACUUGUAAUGCUAAAAUUUUAAUGGAAAAGAAAAAUUUAUCAGCAAAAUAUCAAGAAAAAUUGAUAAACAAAGAUAAAGAGCUGAAAGAUUUAAAAACUGAGCUUCAAAAAAUUGAUAAAACUUAUGAAAUUGCUGAACAAUCAAGAAAAAUUAAAUCAUUAGAAAUUGAGGUUGAAAAAUUAAAUAAAAUUGUUUGUGAAAAAGAAAAACAAUUAUUAAGAUGUGAUGAAAUUAUUUCAAUUUUAAAAGACACUGAUGAAAGUCAAGGAAAUUCAAAACAAAUGAAAAUAAGUGAUAUAAUGAAAACACUUGAAGAAAAAAUAAGUCAAAUAAAUAAUCUUGAAAUAAUUGUUAAACAAUUUGAAAAUCAAGAACGUAGUUCACAAGAACAACGUACACGUCUUGAACGUAGAAUUGCACAAUUGGAACUUGAAAAAAAUUAUCAAAAUAAUAAUCGGAAUAAAAAAUUCGGCAUUAUAUAAAGAUAACAAGUGUCUCUGUAUUUCUGAUUUUGUAUCAUCAAAAAUUCAUCUUUUGGGUGUUGUUUUUUUUUAUAAAAUUAACAUUUUAAAAAAUUGUAUUUAAUAAAUUUUCUAAUAAUGAAAUAAA
Molecule: messenger RNA, 2094 nt
Organism: Aphidius gifuensis
Lineage: Eukaryota; Metazoa; Arthropoda; Insecta; Hymenoptera; Braconidae
Product: spindle pole body component 110-like
Exons: 7
Coding region: 210-1967 (585 amino acids)
Source: RefSeq, a predicted model, not a curated record